UGUAAGGACCACAGAGAUGCAUCUUUAUACAUCUACUGUGAUGUAAAGGUCUAUGUGAUCAAGGGGUCUUUGUUAUAUAAUUCAAUCUGUGAUCACAUUUUCUUAUUAAAUAACUACUUUUCUACUAGAUUCUCCCACCCCCCAAAAUUUGGAGAAGAGGCAAAUCUUAGAUGUACAAAAAAAUUAUUAUGGGGAGCACUACAGAGAUCAGAGCAAAAAACGUCACUGAUUAGGUUAUUUAAAUCAAAAUGUGGUGGUGGUCCAAUAUAAUCAAUAUUAAGCAUUAAUGUGUUAAUUUUAUAUUAGAAACUUUUUUUGUGGCUAUCUGUAGGUGAUAAUGUUUCUGUUUCCUAAGGAAAAAAGGGGAACAAUCUGAAAUCUUGUAAGCCUUUUGCAUUAGCAAAGGCACAUGUUCAGCCUCUUGAAGAGUGUUAUUUCCACUGACCGAGACAAUGGCCUUGGUCUUUGAGCAGACGUGGUUUGUGUUUAGGAAAUUCCCAGGUGGCCUGUGGGACAGGAUUUUAUGAGGCUGAAGGUUUUCAGUUCUUCAGGAUACUCUCAGAUUCAAAUUCCUGGCCAAUCUCCUCUCUCAUCUCUUCCCUCAAAGCUUCAUGUUUUAAAAAGAGAAUUCUAAAAGUUUUUUGCCUGAUAUCAAUACUGACAGCUCAUUUGCUCUAAUAAAAAUUUCCCUUCAUUUAAUUACAAAUUGCAAGCAUGUGGAUACACAUUUUAGUGGUGAACCAUACAGAGAUGUUAGUUCUAACCUACAAAAUCCUACCUAUUGCUUAAAUUUCCCAAUGCACAGAAAUCAUCCUUCGGCAAACAAAAAACCCCAAGUAUCACACACACCUGCGUGGAUGAGACAGAAAGGCACAGAGGUGAACAGACUUGACGGUUAGUUCAGGGUUGUUUCCUGUUAUGUGGUAUAUGUAGCUUAGGGGAUUUAAAAAAAUUCGACCUGAUUUAAGGUCUGGAGAUUUCUUAUAAGAUUGAUUUGAUUAGGAGAUAACUUUCCUUGAAACUGUUUUUUUUUAAAUGAUAGCACCCAGUCUCCCCACAACAUAGGCACUGAAACAGGAGAGCUACAACAGAUGAAAAUCUGACACAUGCAGUUAGUAAGAUAUAAAGCGGAAGGAGUUGAACUCAAACUGUCAAUAAAACAGGUUGUGCUUAGAGUUCUGAAUUCUUUUGACUUGUUAGAAAGGCUGGGAACAGCAAGAAAGCCAUUUAUAUGUUAACAAUGAAAGGUUUAUUACCACAUAAUGUUACUUCGGGGACAAGCUGUUUACUACAAAAUUCAGCCCAUAGAACAUGAACAUGAUCUUGGCCACACCUCGGCAUUACUGGUUUACAGAAUUAUUUCCCUGUCCUUUUCUGAGACCUAUUCAACAUGGAAUCAAACAAUAAGAGCUCUGGCAAGAAUCCUCCUGUAUACACAAUGAAGAAAUAUUUCUGAGCUCCUAAGUGAUAACCUAAGUGUCACACUGCUUCCCACAGCUCCUAAGAGGCAAGAGUUAGCUUGGCUAACGCUCGAGGGACUUUGUAAUGGCUUUAGUAUUCAGAACUGUGGCACAAUUAGCUGGAAUUUCAGUAUCUUCGCUGGGAUGGGUUUUAUCCUGCCUCACAAACUACCUGCCACAAUGGAAGAACCUCAAACUGGACUUAAAUGAAAUGGAGACCUGGACCAUGGGGCUCUGGCAAGCCUGCAUCAUCCAGGAGGAAGGUGGCAGGCAGUGCAAGGACUUUGAUUCUCUCCUGGCUUUGCCUGCCGAACUCAGGAUCUCCAGGAUUUUAAUGUUCCUGUCGAAUGGGCUGGGACUCCUGGGACUGCUGGUCUCUGGCUUCGGCCUGGACUGCUUGAGAAUUGGAGAGAGACAGCAGGAUGUCAGGAAGCGACUGUUACUCCUGGGGGGAAUCCUGUUCUGGACGGCAGGCAUCACGGCCCUGGUCCCGGUCUCCUGGGUGGCACACGUGACAGUCCGGGAGUUCUGGGAUGAGACCAUCCCAGAGAUUGUGCCCAGGUGGGAGUUUGGGGAAGCCCUCUUCCUGGGCUGGUUCGCUGGAUUCUGUCUGCUCCUGGGAGGGUGUCUGCUCCACUGCACAGCCUGCUCCUCCCCAGCUCCUGCAGCUGCGGGGCCCUAUGCCGCUGCAGAAAGGCGCCACCACCGUCAGCACCUAGAGAUGACAAACACCCACCUGAAAGUCUAAGCCGGAAGGGAUCCGUGGUCUCUGCUCUUCAGGGAUACUUGCUUCUCUCUGAAUUUGGUAGGAUUUUCUGCUACAUACUCACCCAUUCAGUACUUUUGAUUUUCUAGAUGCAUUUUUCCUGUGGAUAUUAGCUUCUUAAACUAUAAUUUCUUUCUUAGAUGGUAAACGACUUUUAUCUUCUACUCUGAGACCCAAACCACUCAAGGCUCAAUAGCAAUCAUGCUCAUUACUGUGGAUGAGUUUUCUUCACUUUAAAAUAGACUUAGUGAUUGCACAGAACUGGUAAAUAAAACAUUCUGAGUACUUA
Molecule: messenger RNA, 2515 nt
Organism: Manis javanica (Malayan pangolin)
Lineage: Eukaryota; Metazoa; Chordata; Mammalia; Pholidota; Manidae
Gene: CLDN22
Product: claudin 22
Cellular component (GO): bicellular tight junction; membrane
Molecular function (GO): structural molecule activity
Source: RefSeq, a predicted model, not a curated record